Molecule: messenger RNA, 3864 nt
Organism: Apodemus sylvaticus (European woodmouse)
Lineage: Eukaryota; Metazoa; Chordata; Mammalia; Rodentia; Muridae
Gene: Atp2b2
Product: ATPase plasma membrane Ca2+ transporting 2
Exons: 23
Coding region: 1-3864 (1287 amino acids)
Biological process (GO): calcium ion transmembrane transport; regulation of cytosolic calcium ion concentration
Cellular component (GO): postsynaptic density membrane; intracellular membrane-bounded organelle
Molecular function (GO): P-type calcium transporter activity; ATP binding; PDZ domain binding
Source: RefSeq, a predicted model, not a curated record
AUGGGUGAUAUGACCAACAGCGACUUUUACUCCAAAAACCAAAGAAAUGAGUCAAGCCAUGGGGGCGAGUUCGGGUGCACCAUGGAGGAGCUGCGCUCCCUCAUGGAGCUGCGGGGCACCGAGGCUGUGGUCAAGAUCAAGGAGACAUAUGGGGACACUGAAGCCAUCUGCCGGCGCCUCAAAACCUCGCCUGUUGAAGGUUUGCCGGGCACUGCUCCAGACUUGGAAAAGAGGAAACAGAUUUUUGGGCAAAACUUCAUACCUCCAAAGAAACCAAAAACCUUCCUGCAGCUGGUGUGGGAAGCGCUACAGGACGUGACACUCAUCAUCCUGGAGAUUGCAGCCAUCAUCUCCCUGGGACUGUCCUUCUACCACCCACCGGGAGAGAGUAAUGAAGGAUGUGCCACAGCCCAGGGCGGGGCAGAAGACGAAGGCGAAGCAGAAGCAGGCUGGAUUGAGGGGGCUGCCAUCCUGUUGUCAGUCAUCUGUGUGGUCCUUGUCACAGCCUUCAAUGACUGGAGUAAGGAGAAACAGUUCCGGGGCCUGCAGAGCCGAAUUGAGCAGGAGCAAAAGUUCACCGUAGUCCGGGCUGGCCAGGUGGUCCAGAUCCCUGUGGCUGAGAUCGUGGUCGGAGACAUCGCCCAGAUCAAAUAUGGUGACCUUCUUCCUGCUGAUGGCCUCUUCAUCCAGGGCAAUGACCUCAAGAUCGACGAAAGUUCACUCACAGGGGAAUCUGACCAGGUGCGCAAGUCUGUGGAUAAGGACCCCAUGUUGCUAUCAGGAACCCAUGUGAUGGAGGGCUCAGGACGGAUGGUGGUGACUGCUGUGGGUGUGAACUCUCAGACUGGCAUCAUAUUUACCCUGCUUGGGGCUGGUGGUGAAGAAGAAGAGAAAAAAGACAAAAAAGGUAAAAUGCAGGAUGGCAGUGCCGACAGCAGCCAGAGCAAAGCCAAGCAGCAGGAUGGGGCAGCUGCUAUGGAGAUGCAGCCUCUGAAGAGCGCAGAGGGCGGCGAUGCAGAUGACAAGAAGAAAGCCAACAUGCACAAGAAGGAGAAGUCGGUGCUUCAGGGCAAGCUCACCAAGCUGGCUGUGCAGAUAGGCAAGGCAGGCCUGGUGAUGUCGGCCAUCACGGUGAUCAUCCUGGUGCUCUACUUCACGGUGGACACCUUCGUGGUCAACAAGAAGCCAUGGCUGACGGAGUGCACACCUGUCUACGUACAGUACUUUGUCAAGUUCUUCAUCAUCGGUGUGACGGUGCUGGUGGUCGCUGUGCCCGAGGGCCUCCCUCUGGCUGUCACCAUCUCACUGGCCUAUUCUGUGAAGAAAAUGAUGAAAGACAACAACCUGGUGCGCCACCUGGAUGCCUGUGAAACUAUGGGCAACGCCACAGCCAUCUGCUCAGACAAGACAGGCACGCUGACCACCAACCGCAUGACCGUGGUACAGGCCUAUGUCGGCGACGUGCACUACAAGGAGAUCCCUGAUCCCAGCUCCAUCAAUGCCAAGACGCUGGAGCUGCUGGUCAACGCCAUUGCCAUCAACAGCGCCUACACCACCAAGAUCCUCCCCCCAGAAAAAGAGGGCGCCCUGCCCCGGCAGGUGGGCAACAAGACAGAGUGCGGCCUGCUGGGCUUUGUGCUGGACCUGAGGCAGGACUACGAGCCAGUGCGCAGCCAGAUGCCGGAGGAGAAGCUGUAUAAGGUGUACACCUUCAACUCCGUGCGCAAGUCCAUGAGCACCGUCAUCAAGAUGCCUGACGAGAGCUUCCGCAUGUACAGCAAGGGUGCCUCGGAGAUUGUGCUCAAAAAGUGCUGCAAGAUCCUCAGUGGGGCAGGGGAGGCCCGUGUCUUCCGGCCCCGAGACAGGGAUGAGAUGGUUAAGAAGGUGAUCGAACCCAUGGCCUGUGACGGGCUCCGUACCAUCUGUGUGGCCUACCGUGACUUCCCCAGCAGCCCUGAGCCUGACUGGGACAAUGAGAAUGACAUUCUCAAUGAACUCACGUGCAUCUGCGUGGUGGGCAUCGAAGACCCAGUGCGACCUGAGGUCCCAGAAGCCAUUCGCAAGUGCCAGCGGGCAGGUAUCACAGUCCGCAUGGUCACUGGUGACAACAUCAACACAGCCCGGGCCAUCGCCAUCAAGUGCGGCAUUAUCCACCCUGGAGAGGACUUCCUGUGCCUGGAAGGCAAAGAAUUCAAUCGGAGGAUCCGCAACGAGAAGGGGGAGAUUGAACAGGAGCGGAUUGACAAAAUCUGGCCAAAGCUGAGGGUGCUGGCUCGCUCCUCGCCCACGGAUAAGCACACCCUGGUCAAAGGCAUCAUCGACAGCACACACACUGAGCAGCGGCAGGUGGUGGCUGUGACGGGGGACGGGACCAACGACGGGCCUGCUCUCAAGAAGGCAGAUGUGGGCUUCGCAAUGGGCAUUGCAGGCACAGAUGUGGCCAAGGAGGCCUCUGACAUCAUCCUGACAGACGACAAUUUCAGCAGCAUCGUCAAGGCAGUGAUGUGGGGCCGUAAUGUCUAUGACAGCAUAUCCAAGUUCCUGCAGUUCCAGCUGACUGUCAAUGUGGUAGCUGUGAUCGUGGCCUUCACAGGCGCCUGCAUUACACAGGACUCCCCUCUCAAGGCUGUACAGAUGCUCUGGGUGAACCUCAUCAUGGACACGUUUGCCUCCCUGGCCCUGGCAACAGAGCCGCCCACCGAGACUCUGCUCCUGAGGAAACCUUAUGGCCGCAACAAGCCGCUCAUCUCACGAACCAUGAUGAAGAACAUCCUGGGCCAUGCUGUCUACCAGCUCACCCUCAUCUUCACCCUGCUCUUCGUAGGUGAGAAGAUGUUCCAGAUCGACAGUGGAAGGAACGCCCCUCUGCACUCACCACCCUCGGAGCACUACACCAUCAUCUUCAACACCUUCGUCAUGAUGCAACUCUUCAAUGAGAUCAACGCCCGCAAGAUCCACGGCGAGCGCAACGUCUUUGACGGAAUCUUCCGGAACCCCAUCUUCUGCACUAUCGUCCUUGGCACUUUCGCCAUCCAGAUAGUGAUCGUGCAGUUUGGCGGGAAGCCCUUCAGCUGCUCCCCACUCCAGCUGGACCAGUGGAUGUGGUGCAUCUUCAUAGGCCUGGGAGAGCUUGUCUGGGGCCAGGUCAUCGCCACCAUCCCCACCAGCAGGCUCAAGUUCCUGAAAGAGGCAGGGCGGCUAACACAGAAGGAGGAGAUCCCUGAGGAGGAGUUAAACGAGGAUGUGGAGGAGAUCGACCACGCAGAGCGGGAGCUUCGCCGUGGCCAGAUCCUGUGGUUCCGAGGCCUGAACCGCAUCCAGACACAGAGAGAUCCCCCUGAGAGGAUAGGGGUGGUUAUGAGGGCUAAGAUUGAAGUAGUCAAUACUUUCAAGAGCGGGGCCUCCUUCCAGGGGGCCCUGCGGAGACAGUCCUCCGUCACCAGCCAGAGCCAGGACCUGGGCGUGAGUGUGAUUCCUUACGGCCUCCGCUGGCACUGCCAACGCCAGCUCCUGGGCGGGCAGGCGGGCAGGGGCCGGGUUCCAGAGAACAUGAUCCGCGUCGUGAAGGCGUUCCGUAGCUCUCUCUACGAAGGGUUAGAAAAACCCGAGUCUCGAACCUCCAUCCAUAACUUCAUGGCUCAUCCUGAAUUCCGGAUCGAAGAUUCCCAGCCCCACAUCCCUCUCAUCGAUGACACCGACCUGGAAGAAGAUGCCGCGCUCAAGCAGAACUCGAGCCCGCCGUCCUCGCUCAACAAGAACAAUAGCGCCAUCGACAGCGGGAUCAACCUGACGACCGACACGAGCAAAUCAGCUACCUCUUCAAGUCCAGGGAGUCCCAUCCACAGCCUGGAGACGUCGCUUUAG